UUGCGAACCAUAACACCAAAAAGAUUUCCGAGGGGCAAACAACUUGUCCUACAGUCGGCUCACAGUUUCUUCCCUUUGCAACGAUUCAAUGAUUUUUCUCUGAAUGUUUUGCGUUCUAACAGGAUCUAGCUCCAGUCUCUGGUCAUGGAAGGACACUCACAAACGACUAUUAUAGAGACAUUUGAUAACUAAGUCACUAUUUGGGAUAUCUCGGUGCUACUUUGAAGCGGGUCACAAUGCCCGGGGAUAACGGCUCACUAAGAAGAAGACAUGAAAAUGGUGAUCCUAGCACCAAUGGUAAUAUUGGAGAGCUGGAAGCACCCUCGUUACAACUGGACCACGCCCAUGACCAGACACGUGAUCCCAGCUACGCCACUGAGCAGGGUACGACAGAACCUGAACACAGCGAAAACUUUGACGUUGACUAUGGCGCCCCAAAAGGUCCUUUGAAGCAACAGAUUGUCAAGUUCUGUCGGAAAACGUUCACAGUACAAAAUUUUUUGAACAAAUUUCCAAUUAUCAAGUGGCUGCCAAAGUACAGGUGUCAAGAUUUCCAAGGAGAUAUUAUUGCUGGACUAACUGUUGGAUUGACUGUCAUACCUCAAGGGCUGGCAUAUGCUCAGGUCGCUAAUUUACCUGCCCAGUAUGGCCUCUACUCAGCCUUUGUCGGCUGUUUUGUGUACUGUAUCCUGGGAUCAGCUAAAGACAUAACAAUGGGACCCACGGCUAUUUUGUCACUGAUGACCGCCUCCUUUGGAACCGCGAAUGCUCCAGUAUUACCAUCUGGCGAGAGAGACCCGACUAUGACCACAGUACUGACCCUACUCUCAGGAAUCAUAGAACUGGUCAUGGGCUUCUUUAAACUCGGUAUUCUGGUCAACUUCAUCUCCUACCCAGUCAUCUACGCCUUUACAUCAGCUGCAGCCAUAACAAUAGCAGCUGGACAGGUCAAGACUCUACUAGGACUGAAGAAUGUGCCAUCAGACUUUCUGCCCAUGGUUUAUGAGACAUGUAGGAAGCUGCCUGAAACCAAAAUUUGGGACAUGACAAUGGGGCUCUCCAGUUUGCUGGUUCUCAUCUUGUUGAAGAAACUCCGAGGGUUUAAGUUUAAAAGCGAUGAACACAAUCCUUUGGUCACUUGGAAAAGAGUGGUUACCAAGGCAUUGUGGCUCAUUAGUAUAUCUGCCAAUGUCCUCGUGGUCAUAGCAACGUCGGGCGUGGUCGCCAUCUUAGAAUAUCACGGUCUGAAGAACAAAAUAUCAGUGACCGGAACUAUUAAGGCCGGAAUGCCAGAUUUUACCCCGCCAAAAUUUGCAAUUAACAAAGGCAACAUAACAAUGUCCAGCACAGAGCUUCUUACUAAUCUAGGCGCUGGACUGGGCAUUGUUCCCUUAUUGUCUAUCAUUGAAACUAUGGCCAUAGGGAAAGCAUUUGCUCGUAUCAACAAUUAUAAACUUGACCCUACACAAGAACUGAUUGCCAUUGGUUCUGCUAACAUUCUCAGCUCGUUUGUCUCCUCCUACCCAAUCACAGGGAGCUUCUCAAGGACAGCGGUCAACUCCCAGUGCGGUGUACGCACACCUUUGGGUGGGAUCUGGACAGGGGGCCUUGUCAUUCUGGCACUGUGUGUCCUGACACCCUGGUUCUACUAUAUACCCAAGUCCGCAUUGGCCGCUGUGAUUAUAUCUGCAGUGAUACAGAUGGUGGAAUACCACGUAGUCAUCCAGCUAUGGAAAGCAAAUAAACUUGAUCUCAUCCCUUUCUUUAUAACGUUCGUCUGCUCACUGAUAGUGGGAAUAGAGUAUGGUAUUUUGAUUGGAAUUGGCUUCUCCAUCUUGAUGUUGUUAUACCCAACAGCUCGGCCCAGGAUAACGUAUUUGACCCUAUCAAGUUUUCUUGUGGUGACUCCAAUGCAAGGUCUGUAUUUCCCAGCCUGUGAGUACCUAGAAAUACAAGCCAUGGAGAGAGCUUUAGAAGAGGACAAAAUUCAGUACAUUGUUUUGGACCUACAACAUAUCGCAGACGUGGACUAUACAGGGAUGAACUCGCUACGAACUCUGGCCAACGACUGUCAGAGGAAGAAAAUGAAACUAAUUCUUGCCAACGGAAGGCCUCACGUCAACAAGCAAGUGAAACACGCGGAGAUCAAAAACAUUGUGCUAGUCAGGACUGUGAAAACAGCGCUGGCACACUUUGGUCACCGAGGUACACAGGAGAACAGUACAAGUGUCACUGUCACUAGUGAUAUCACUAGACUUUGACGUCAAGACAGUUUAACGCUGUUUAGAUCCACACGUCGUCCCGAGUUCUUGUCUACUGGCUUGUCACUAGCGUCAUGUCAUAAAUAAGAUUAUUGCAUUGAACUCUGACACAGUUAACUUAGUAGGUGAACCUGGCACUUAGUACUAUCGGUUGUUACCGUUAAUGUUACAUGUUUCAUGUACACUUUGUAAAUAGUUAUGCACUCUAACAAAUGAGUUGUUAUAGUUCACACGUCUCUCACUAACUACACAUGUCAACAAUACAAACUAUACAAAUCCUUUUUAAAACUACAAAGCUUAUCUAAGGGGAAGAACUACACACGUACAUGUAUAUAUUGAUGUAGAAGUUAUUUCCUUAUUCGAUAUGAAUCCAAAUAACUAAUUGCAAAUAAUUAAUUGACUAAUUUGUAAAUUAAAAAAAAAUUAUUCCUGUUUUGUUAUGUACAAUUAAUAAAUGUUUCAAGUUUCAACUAAUCCGAGAAUGGUUGUAGGAGAAAUGAAAAUAGCGUGUUCAAUUAUCUAAGGGGACGAAACCCUACAUAUUUAGCCGUAUCUGUGAAUACUGAAGGAAUUAUUUUUCUUGUUGUAUCAAAUACAGUAAUUAAUUAACAGUAAUUAAUUGACUAAUAGGUUACCUUUUGUAUUGAUUCAAAUCUUGUCUAUGCCAAUGAAUAAUUAUAUUAUUCGAGAACGAGUGUGGGAGAAAUAACGUGUACAAACUUUUUACCAGACAGACAGACGGACAGACAGACGGACAGAGAGAGUUGAUAUAAGCUUUGUAACAUUGAACCAUAAAAACACAUUUCGUUUUGUUUUGUUGUUCUUAUUUGUGUUUCAUUGACAGAUUGUAUACUCAGAUAUUCAUCAAAACAGUGUACCACGAAUGUCUGUAUAUCUAUAUAUCUAGUAGGCUACAUAGCACUAUAGAUCAUAACUAAGAUUAAUAUUGUAAAUAAAUACUCACGACUCGAUGUAUAUAAUACAGUAUUAGGAGCACAGACAGGUCAACCAAGGCUGACUUUGUUUUCAUUAGUAUGAUGGCUGCUUCUUUGUUGAUGUUUCAACACUGAAGGAAAAUGUUACUAGUUGUGAAAUUAAUUAACCAGCCUAAAUGUGUGUUUUUAAUAUCUGAACGUCACAUCAAGUCUUGCGGCAUUGUUUGUUAUGGACAGAAAACGAGGUUGUUUGAAGGGUUUUGUUGUUCUAAAUAACGAAACGAAUUGAAGCUUGAAGAAAGACAUAGAAUGAGCCUUACUUGAUGUGUAUAACUUCACUGUCUUCCUUUAUUCAUGUUUCUCAUUCUUAGAUCUGAGAUCCUUUCAUUUUAUACUUUGUGAACGCUUCAAAUAACAAACAAAAAAACUGAGUAAAGAGUUUUAAGUCGAAAUUAAAUAGUGAUUUUGAAAACCUCAAAAGUAUUUUUUAUCACUUCCUGAUUUUGUUUAAAAUUUUGUCAAUUUUAAAUCUUGUUAUGCCAUGUGGAUUUGUUAAAUAACUUAAAAUAUGGCCUUUAAGUAGGUAGAGAUAAUAUAUCUUACACCAACAAGGUAGAAUUUAUUAAAAUAGGUUAUCUGUACUAGAGUCUCUCUUAGGGCUAUUUAGUACACAAUUCAACCCACAGACUCAAUAAAUAAAGUACGCGUAAGACUGUCCUACUGUAUGGUUCUGAAACAUGGAGAACAACUGAAGCCACAACAAAAAAAAUACAGACCUUUAUCAACAGAUGCCUGAGAAAUAUCCAAAAAAUACAUUGGUACGACAAAGUAGAAAACACCAAACUGUGGGAGAUGAGUGGACAGAGAAAUAUUGAGGGCAGAUCUUAGAGAGGAAGUGGAGAUGGAUUGUUUACACCCUUAGAAAAGAUACCAACAACAGAGCUAGACAGGCCUUAGAGUGGAACCCCCAGGGCACAAGACGCAGAGGAAGACUAAAAAGAACUUGACAACGCAGUAUACUAGAUGAAGCCGAGAGGACCGGAAAGAGCUGGGAAGCCAUUAAAAAACUUUCAACAGACCAUGGAGAGUGGCGUGUUUUUAUCGAGGCCCUAUGUUCCAUGAGGAACCCAAAGGAAUGAUGAUGAUGAUGAUGAAGACUAUGGUGCCCUAACAGAAGCUAGUUGUCUAUCAAAACUGACACCUUAGAAUAGUUUCACUUCGUUUUUAUCAGGUUUAAUUUUAUGGAGCUCUAAACCUGCUGCAUCUACAUCAGACAAGAUUUUGUGACUAAAGCCAGACAACUUUGUUAUAUAUUAAUUUACUUAUUUAUAUGUUUUGUUGACUAUAUUACUGUACACAUUACACAUUUAAAGAAUUUU
This is a messenger RNA of Biomphalaria glabrata, 4575 nucleotides long. Its product is annotated as sodium-independent sulfate anion transporter-like. Lineage: Eukaryota; Metazoa; Mollusca; Gastropoda; Planorbidae. Gene Ontology annotation, biological process: transmembrane transport. Gene Ontology annotation, molecular function: sulfate transmembrane transporter activity. The record is from RefSeq and is a predicted model, not a curated record. The coding region runs from base 237 to 2261 and encodes 674 amino acids. Gene Ontology annotation, cellular component: membrane. The transcript has 18 exons.